GAAUCCAGAUGCGCCACAGCCAGUGCUUUGCAUGUUCCAUCACGUGAUAGUCCGCCACUAGAAGCUUCAAGCAGCAGCACCAGCCACUCGAACCGUUUCUGGUGAAAGUCGGAACAUUGCUUUGGUUUUGGCGCGGUUCGGCUCCACGACUCCAAUCUUAAAACUUCACCAUCACGCAAACCUGCCACCACCUUGCUUCACAACAUCAUCCGCAGUGCACGGCCGUAUCCUCUCUACAUCGAAUCAUUGCGAUACCGUUCAUCGAAUCUUUGACCUUGGGUAGCUCGCGUGCCCAGAUUGUCGCCACAGUUGCCUCUCGACAAUCAACAAAGCCUUGCUUGCUCUGCCGAUUCUCCAGCCAGAUCCCGCUCGAGCGCCAACCCCGAAUCUCACUUCUCCUGGCGGAAUACAUCCCGCAGGACUCUAUUUCGACGACAUCAAGACAAUUCUGUCGACCCCAACCGCAAUCAUGUCGGUCGAGGUUGCGCUCGGCACACCCCUCGCCGAGGCCCUUAACAUGGCAAUCCAGGGCAAGAUCGCGGAGCUGGAAUGGGCCGGUCCGGGCACCGAAGGCUCUGCGAUGUCAGAGUACUUUCUCCUCAUGUUGGCCAACGGAAAGACAGAAUCCGAGAUUGCCGCUGAGAUCGCUGGCGACCUGCUGGGACUCGGCCCCGAUGACAAAACAGCCCCCGCCUUCGCACAUUGGCUGUUCGAACAGGUUCGCGCCCUCAGCGCCCAACUAGGCUCCGCGCCAGCACAGUCUGGUGAUGCCAUGCUUGGGCCCAGGGACGACCCGAUGGAUGGCGCCUUUGACACCAACAUGGAUACGUCGGAUGCACCCGCUGCCGCCCUGAAUGCGCCAACUGGACCUAAGGCGAUGCGAAAUGGCAACGUCCGCGGGGGCCGAGAAAAGCGCAUCAUGGGUCAGAUCAACCGUGCUUUGGAUCGGACACAGGACUCGGUUCUGCACCGUGUGCGUAACCAGUCGGGUAACGAGAGAAUUGGGAGGGGCCCACCAGCUGGUCCGAGGAUGGGUGUGGGCAGACAGCCGCGGAUCGGCAAUGCGCGCGCUACUAACAUCGCUGCCGGCCUAGCGAGCAUGGGCGGCAUCCCCCCUGGCCCGGCGGCCAUGAACGGAAUGGGGCCAAUGAACCCAAUGAACGGCGCCGGCUACGUGGCUCCGGAUAUCCUCGCCAUGAUGGAGCAACAGAACCAGGUGCUCCAGCAAAUGCAACAGCAACUCCUGAUGCAACAACAACAGCAGCAGAACGGCAUGGGGCAUCGCGGUGGCUUUGCCCGUGGCAAGCAUCAAUACGACCGGGGCGGCAGGGGCGGCCAAUUCCGACGCGGGGUCACUCACCACCAGCACAACGGCCACGCCGAGCAGCAACAAGCGCAACCCUCGGAAGCAGGCCAGUCGGAGGUGGCCUCGCAGGGCGACGUCGAGAUGGGAGGAGCUAAGCGCGAGCCGCCAAACCCCGAAGAGACGGUCUGCCGGUUCAACCUGCGGUGUCAAAAUAAGGACUGCAAGUUUGCCCACCAGUCCCCGGCCGCACCACCCGGCGUCACCGUCGACGUCAAGGACGUGUGCAGCUUUGGCGCGGCCUGCAAGAACCGAAAGUGCGUCGGGCGACACCCGUCGCCGGCAACCAAGGCGGCGCACCAAAGCGAACAGGAUUGCAAGUUCUUUCCCAACUGUGCGAACCCGCAUUGCCCGUUCCGGCACCCCGCCAUGCCGCCCUGCCGCAACGGGGGCGAGUGCAAGGUUCCCAACUGCAAGUACACGCACAUUAAGACGCCCUGCAAGUAUCACCCAUGCACCAACCGUAGCUGCCCCUUUUUACACGAGGAAGGCCAGCGCGGCACCUUCCAAGAUAAGGUGUGGACGGCCGACGAUGGGUCAAAGGAGCAUGUCAGUGAGAGGAAGUUUGUCAACGAGGGGGCUCAGGAGGAUCUCAUCCUCCCUGGCUCGGGCGAGCAUCAGUCGGAUGCGGAUGUUGCUGAGGUGGUCAUCUAGGUGUAGACUCGAGGUUGAGUUUGCAUUGGAUUGCAGAAAAAUGGCCGGUGGCUUUGGUAUGUGUGGAUAUUGCCGACCGAAGGGGACUGAAGGGAACAUCACGAGAGUCUGGACACCUGCUGGGUGGGAAAGGAAACGAACACAGGGGACAAAAUUCCUUCAAGGACAUGGACACAGGUGGCAUGUGACAAGUUUGCUACAGGGAUGGGGUUAUUACUGUACUAGUAUAUCAUCAUCGCGGCGUUGACGGGGCAAGAAGCCAUUGGGAUUAUGGGCAGGGGUCUUGAUUUCCUCUUAGACGGGGCUAUUUUAUAUGUUUGAUUACAGCGGAGAGGGGGCAGCGGUAUCCGUAUACCAGGCCACCGCACGAGCAAAGAAUACAGAAUGAAGUCGCUCGCUCUC
Parathielavia appendiculata is the source of this 2419-nucleotide messenger RNA. RefSeq lists its product as uncharacterized. Gene Ontology annotation, cellular component: nucleus; cytoplasm. Gene Ontology annotation, molecular function: poly(A) binding. The transcript is spliced from 2 exons. Lineage: Eukaryota; Fungi; Ascomycota; Sordariomycetes; Sordariales; Chaetomiaceae. Bases 470 to 2017 code for a protein of 515 amino acids. Gene Ontology annotation, biological process: regulation of mRNA stability. The record is from RefSeq and is a predicted model, not a curated record.